Messenger RNA from Echinococcus granulosus, 1638 nucleotides. Its product is annotated as Leucine-rich repeat-containing protein 47. The record is from RefSeq and is a predicted model, not a curated record. The transcript is spliced from 5 exons. The coding region runs from base 1 to 1638 and encodes 545 amino acids. Gene Ontology annotation, molecular function: protein binding. Lineage: Eukaryota; Metazoa; Platyhelminthes; Cestoda; Cyclophyllidea; Taeniidae.
AUGUCUACUAGUGAUGUUAUCCAGUCUCAGUGGCCUGAAGUUGCGAUCGCACUUCAUGAAAACCGACGUGAAUUGGUGAUAUCUAAUCGAGAUGGGAUGGAUCCUCAUAUCUACCUCUUAAAGCAACUCAAUUUUCUUGAUAUAUCUAAAUGUACUCUCUCUGAUCUAUCAGAUGAUUUAAGCAACUUGAGUGGGCUUACUAAACUCUCUCUUCAACGCAACUCCAUAUCCAAGCUGCCUGAAGCUCUGGGGAGCUUGAACAAUCUUCGUUUCUUGGACCUUUCCUUCAAUAUUAUCACCAGUCUGCCAUCUGCAAUCUUUGACGGUCUUCCACGGCUGGAAACUCUCCUGAUGGACUCGAACAAUCUAACUGAACUUCCCUCUUUGGAAGGACUCAUCGACCUACAUCAUUUGUCAGUGUCAAAUAACGCUCUGUCCUGUUUACCCGAGAGUAUAUUAUGCUGUACUAAACUUAUGACUAUUGAUGUCUCCAGCAAUAAGAUAUCUGAACUCUCUGAUGAAGUUGGAUGGAAAAAUCUGGCCAAUUUGCACCUCUUUAAUCUUUCCAAUAAUCAACUUACCAGAAUACCACAAGCACUGUCUAAGUGCAAAAAACUGAGAGACCUUCAACUUCAGAAUAAUCCACUGAAAGAUCCUCGUCUAAGGAAACUCGUUGGUGCUACGCAUCCUGGUCCUGCUCUAAUUAAUUAUCUCGCAAAAUCAACGAAAGAAGGGAGUAAAAGUAAGGGGAAGGCUCCAAACGUCACCGAAACCACCACAGGCGCUGGAAGCGGUAAAUCACUUCCUGCGACUUCAUCGACUUCCCAAGACCUGGUAAUCGCAAUCAAUGAGGACGCUACGCCCUACGUGGUGUCGGUAGUUAGACCAGAGGAGGUUAGGAACAGUCUUCGACCACGCAUAUUUGCUUGUGUCGUUUCGGAUGUCUGCCUAAAUGGAGAGGGCACAUUGGUAGACUUCCUACGUUUCCAAACAAAACUGCACAAUAUGUUGGGGCAACAACGCAGGGUGGCUACCAUUUGCACCCACGAUGUCUGUCAGCUUACUCUACCACUCCACUUCGCUCUACAACCGGUGGACGUGACUUAUAUUCAACCGCUUAACAUGAAGAAGCACUUCACCGCACGCCAACUGCUCACUCACCUUCAACUUGAGGCGGAGUCUGAACGAAAGCGACGCAAGCUAACCACAUUUAGCGGUCUAAUGCGCUACUUAGAGAUUGUCUCGCCAUUGUUGGGUCCCAAACGAGGGACGCUUUGUGCAUCCGCUCACGCCGACAUUCAACCUCUGCCAGUUACAGUCGAUGCCGCUGGCACCACUAUCUCCCUCCAUCCCAUCACUGGCUGCCAUCAAACACGUCUGACUCGUGAAACCACCAAGAUAUUACUCGAAGUGGCCGGCCAAACUGACGCAGUAUGUAAGGACAUAAUUCGGGCUCUACUCGUCUGGCUGCUGAAGUACGCGCGUCCCAAAGUGGAUGAGGCCUCGUCACUGCCUCUGUCUCCCCUCACCAUUAUUCCCCUCAGCAUUGAGAAUGCAGAGACUGGCGAUCGAUUCGCCAGGUAUCCCACAGCCGGGGACAUCGCCGAUCCUGACUUCCUCAAUGUUAAGGUCGAUUAG